Molecule: messenger RNA, 624 nt
Organism: Humulus lupulus (European hop)
Lineage: Eukaryota; Viridiplantae; Streptophyta; Magnoliopsida; Rosales; Cannabaceae
Exons: 2
Coding region: 1-624 (207 amino acids)
Source: RefSeq, a predicted model, not a curated record
AUGGAGGGUGGCGAAGUUGUAGAGAAUCAGAAGAGGAAAGAGAGAGUGAAUCGCAAAAAUGAGGAAGAAGAAGAGAAAAGUGGAUUGGAGCAAAGGAGGCUCCGUAAGAACAACCUGGAUAAACAAUUUGCAAAGUUUUUAGAGGUGUUCAAGAAGCUGCACAUUAAUAUCCUCUUCGUUGAAGCUCUGAAGCAAACGCCUAGUUAUGUCAAAUUUAUGAAAGAGAUCCUGUCUAAUAAAAGGGAGAUGGGAGACUAUGAAAUAGUAGCAUUGACAGAAGAGUGCAGUGCCAUUUUGCAAAGGAAGCUUCCACAAAAGUUGAGAGAUCUAGGGAGUUUUACCAUACCUUGCACCAUUUGGGACUUUAAAUGCAAGCAUGCUUUGUGUGAUUUGGGUGCAAGUAUAAAUUUGAUGCCACUGUCUGUAUUCCGUAGACUCGGGGCAAGUGAAGCAAGCCCCACAACCGUGACAUUACAGUUGGCAGAUUGUUCAGUUAAGCAUCUUAGGAGGAUUAUUGAAAAUGUGUUGGUAAAAGUUGACAAGUUUAUCUUUCCAGCAGAUUUUAUUGUUCUUGACAUGGAGGAGGAUGCAAAUGUCCCCUUAAUCUUGGGAGACCGUUCUUAG